Molecule: messenger RNA, 600 nt
Organism: Penaeus vannamei (Pacific white shrimp)
Lineage: Eukaryota; Metazoa; Arthropoda; Malacostraca; Decapoda; Penaeidae
Source: RefSeq, a predicted model, not a curated record
AUGUUUUACCAAGCGGAUGCCUCGUCGGACAUCGCCGGCCUCGGGGGUGCCAGCGGCGCGGAUAUUCUGAACGAGUUCGACCUGUCUCUGCUGGAGCCGAGGCUCGGCGGCGGGGCGGGCGGCUUCCAGGCGCCAGGCCUCCUCCUCGACGGGACCUGGACGCCGAAGGACAGCGACCCUUCCUUCUGCACCGACCUCCUCUUCUCGCAAGAUUCUCCGACGUCUUCCGACGGCCUCUCGCCGGAGUCCUUCUGCCUGGACUUCCUCCCCGCCGCGACGGACGCCGCCUACCCCAUGGAGGGCGCCCCGCCGGCCCCGAGGACCGGCGGCUCACGCGACGCCGAGGCCGGGCAAGGUCCCCGUGUACAUGUGGCCGCGCCAGAGCGACCCCGAGAUGGAGAAGAAGCGGCAGAGGGCGCUCAAGGCCUACAACAACCGCCAGAAGGUGUCCCAGCGCGAGCAGGCCAUGCAGAGCCAGAUCGCGUGCAUGGCCAGGCUCAUCGGGCAGCUGCAGGCGGAGAAGAAGGCGCUGGAGAGCAGGCUGGCGGAGGCGGAGGCGCGGCUCAGCCUCUUCGGCGCCGGAAGGGAGCCCGGUCGUAA